AUGAAAUGGGUCGACUUGACUAUCGUUAGUUUGACAGCUCUAGGGCAAGUGAUAAUCGACUCGUAUAUUUCGUUAGACUUUGGCGAUACUUUCGAAGAGGCAUAUCUUGACGCGCUGUCUGUCGUCAGACAAGCCCACAUCAAUGCGUUCCCACUAACGUCACACAAUCAAGUUUCCAAUCUUUCGGCAAGCACAUUAACCUCCAAUGACCCUCAAGUGCAAAAUAAUGAAGUGCCAUUGCCAGAAGUCAAAAUACCGACCUUCGACGGAGACUACAUCGAGUGGCCAACCUUUAAAGAAAUGUUCGUCGCUCGCGUACAUAAUAGCGGCCGGCUCAACAACUGCCAACGCCUACAUUAUCUAAAGGGUGCUUUAGCGGGUUCCGCGGCACAAGACAUCCAACACAUCAGUCUNAUAUUUAUGAUGUGGUCGCAUUUGAAAGCUGAAAGAUUUAGCUGA
Molecule: messenger RNA, 459 nt
Organism: Rhagoletis zephyria (snowberry fruit fly)
Lineage: Eukaryota; Metazoa; Arthropoda; Insecta; Diptera; Tephritidae
Source: RefSeq, a predicted model, not a curated record